CGAAGUUUUUCUUGUGGCUUUCAGCAGAAGAAAUGAGUAAAGCGUAGACCUAGAAAUGAGUGAUUCGAUGUGAGAAUAGCUACGAUAGUUUAGUCGAACAAAUUAUAAACACGAUUUUUGUUGUUCUAGACUUGUGUGUUAUGAUUUUUGCCUCCAUCAUCUCGUAGAAGAAGAACCAACAAGAUUUGAAAGGAUGAGUAGUUUCCAAGGGUUCUCGUUUGGUCAACAGCAGCCUAAGCAGGCGAAGGCUCCUACUGCAUCCACUCCGCAGCACUUAUUGCAGCCUGCGCGAGGUGAGGACACCUCUAUGAAACGGCCACGCCCAGAAGAUCUUUUAGCGCAAGAUCUUCGCACAGAGAGGUGGGAAGCGGUGCAGAAACGCUCUAAGAAGAACCAGCAGCGUGCCGCAGAGUUAGCAGUUGAAGAUGAGGACGACGAUGACGACCCACUGGCGCAAUUCAUGAAACAGAAUGCUGUUGCUUUGGAAAAAGAUGCAGGACCACAAAAUUAUGACUCCGAAUUAUAAGUUUAAGUUGACUUUGAGUCUUUUAGCUAGGUUAUUUUAUGGUGUUGAUGCCUUCGUCAAGUACUAGGUAGAAGUUGCAACUAGAAGUUUGGGCUGUUAUUUGAAUUUGCCUUUGCCUUUUUUUCUAAAUUGUAGCCUACGUCCUGGAGUAUGAGGAGGACGAUAUUGGUGGUAGUGCUAUUGCGGACUACGUGGAACGAGAGGAGCAAAAGGCUCUAGCGGCUCUCAAGCGUAAGACUGGCCGCGAAGAUAUCACCGAAGAGGAGCUUCAGGAGUCUAUGAAUUCGGCGACCGGCAGUGGCAAGACUUUGGAGGCUUUAGAUCUGAAGGUUGACCACAGCAAGAUGAACUAUCCUCCGUUCGAGAAGGAUUUGUAUGAGGAGCAUCGCUUGGUGCGCGCAAUGUCCGCGCAGGAAGUGACAGAUUUGCGGAAGGAGUUGGGUCUCACCUGCACGGGUGCAGAGAUCCCGAAACCCGUCCACUCGUUCGCGCAUUUUCGUUUAGACCCUUUCAUCAUGGACGUCUUGCGCCGUAACGACUACGAGACGCCGACGCCGAUCCAGGCACAGGCAGUGCCGUGUGCGCUGAAAGGCCGUGACGUGAUCGGAACCGCGCAGACGGGUUCGGGAAAAACGUUGGCGUACGUGCUGCCGAUGCUGGGUCACAUUCUGUCGCAAGAAGGCGUGCCGCUCAAAGUGGGGGAAGUCGGCCCCGUGGCUCUGAUCCUGUGCCCGACGCAGGACUUAGCAGUGCAGAUCGAACGUGAGAUCUACAAGUUCGGAAAGAAAUCAGCUGGACUUCGGUCCGUUACGUUAGCCGGCGGGUUGAGCAAGAAGGAGCAAUUCAAAAUGUGUAAAAAGGGGUGCGAGAUCGUGGUCGGCUCGCCAGGCCGAGUCAUGGACCUCAUCAAAAUGAAAGCCAUCGGGCUGCAACGCGUCACCUAUCUCGUACUGGAUGAAGCAGACCGAAUGCUAGACAUGGGCUUCGAAUAUCAGGUACAGCCAAGUUUUUCUAUUUCGAGUAGUUUCCUUUUCAUAAGGUUGGGGCUUAGGUCCAGCGGCGCUCAAAGCACUAAAAGAAAACAGCCGGUUAGUUUUUACCUCUAAAGGCUUAGCCCUUCCAACAAUCUACUUCGAGUAGUUUUUCCAUCUCCUACAUAACGACCUUUCUUCACUGCCUUCUGCCUUGCCCCGUCGUGCCUGUACUUUUCGCAAGAUACGAUGAGAGACAGCGGACCGAAGCACGGAUACCUUCAGAUACGUACCUUUAGCUUUUCUGAGAACUGUCAAGUUAAGUGAUCAUCUCAGCUCCACCUUCUAACAACUCAUUGCUCCACCUUCCAACAACAAAAGGUAACUUCUAUUGUGAAGAAUGUGCGUCCGGACAGGCAGACUUUGUUGUUUUCCGCAACUUUUCCACCGAAGAUCGAGAUGUUAGCGCAGAAUUACCUAACGCGAGCUGUGCGUAUCAUGGUCGGACAAACCGGAAAGUCUGCAGAUACAGUAGAACAGAUUCCAGUCGUCGUAGAAUCUGACGACGCGAAGUUAGAUUGGAUCACGAAGGCGAUGCCUGGUAUAGCACUUAUAGAUUUCCUAGGUUUUGUACAAACCUUCGCUUGAGAUCGUUAUGCUGAAAGUACUGACUAAAAGUAAAAGCUGCUCUCCAACAUCCAUAACAACUGAUUAUUUCACAUACGUUUCUAUACCUCUCCUGCGACUGCAACAACUAAGACGAAAUUCAAUCGUAAUAUUGAUUCAGGUAUCUUCGCGCAGGGACAGACGCUAAUUUUUACGCGUUCUAAGGACCGAACGGAGUUAGUGUUGAAGCAUAUGCACACGUAUCUGCCGAACUGCGCACCAGUCGCCUGUUUACAUGGCGACUUGGAACAGACGGACCGUCUAGACAUUCUGGGUCGCCUCCGCAAAGGACGGCUUCGCGUGGUCAUCGCGACAGACGUGGCCGCUCGUGGGCUCGACAUCGCUGGCAUUCGCACCGUCGUUUGCGUAGAUGGGGCGCGGAAAGUGGAAACGCACACUCAUCGAGUAGGCCGUACGGGACGCGCGGGUAUGGACGGCACGGCUUACACUUUAUUGACGAAGAAUUCCAAGGACGACGCGCGGCUCGCGGCGCACAUCGUAGAGACCCUGGAGUAUCAGCAAGCGGAAGCGCAAAAGGAGGUACAGAAGAUUAGUGGAGGCGAAGCCAAGGAUGUUGACGUUUCAGCAAUGAUUCCGCCAGACGUCUUGGAUCUUGCGUUGUCGCACGGAGCGUUCGCGGCACACCGCAAGCAGGGCAAGAAUAAUGCUGUCGGAGGUGGAAACGGUACUUCUGCACUGGGCAAGGACAAGAGCGCAUCUUCUAGUACAACAACAACAGCCGCAGGAGGGCGCAGUCGCUUUGUUCCGGCUACCUCUAAUGAUACGGAAGUGAAGUGCCGAGAUUCUAGCACCAGAAGUACGGCAAAGGAUGCAGCAAUGUCGCUGGCCGACGAAGUGCUUGCGCGACAAGAGGCCAUGAUCGCUUCUCGCAACGCUGGCGGAGUCUUCUCAUUGCAAGCAAAGGACCAGGCAUCUUCGGGUAUUGGUUUCGGGAGUAACAAAGGCAAAGGCAAACCUACAGCAGUAGAGCAAUCGUGGCAUCAGAGACCACAGGAGCCGGCGCAGGGCCCGGCGGUUGGACCUGCAGUGGGUCCGGUGGUUGGACCUGCAGUGGGUCCGGUGGUUGAGCCUGCAGUUGGGCCUUCAGUGGGUCCGGCGGUCGGACCCGCUCCUGGACCUAUUCCAGGACCUGCAGUCGGCCCUUCGCUCCCUGGCAAGGAAUCUCCUGUUGGACAAUCUCGGUAUGAGUUUGGCAACAAGGGUGGCCCGACCGGCCCGAUCAUCCCGGACUGGAAUAUGGGUGAGGCCGCGCCAGUGCAGGGUGGCAGCAAGGUCUUUCUUCCCUCGUCCGGUGCCGAAAACAAAGUGAACAAGAUAACCAUCACAAAAGUUGCUUCUACUUCUGGAGGUAGUGGUACUAGUGGACCUAAUCAGGGAGGAGGGAAUUCUCCGUCUGAGGACGAUAGCGAUUCGGACGACAUCUACGCGCCAGGGGUGACGAAUCGUUUCGGGAAGGCUGCUGCGCACCAGGUAGGUCUGCAAAGAAUGGGGAUUUCCAGCCGCGUAGUCUCCGCACCGCCACCAGGCUAUCCGCCACGACAACCCCCAGGUAGCCCUCACAAGCGCGGCGAUGACCGAGGCCCCCGUCCCGCACCCCUUGAAGCACUUCCCCGAGUCACUGGCCCCACACGACCUUUGUAGAAAAAGAUAGACUACGACUGGUAUUUCGUUAUUCUGCUGUGCGAUUGUAGCUACUUUAACUACAGUAAGCGAUGGAGGAAAAACAAAAACACUUCAGGUCACACUGUGUGCCAGAUCGACGUCCCAAAUGAAACCAUACCCUCUAUGCCUCAAUCGCCAUGAUAUGAAAAAAUCUAUGCGAAAUGAAAAUAAUAGAAUAUCCGUCCAUGCUUCCGUGCUGGUCUCAACCAGCGAUUUUG
Amoebophrya sp. A25 is the source of this 4064-nucleotide messenger RNA. Lineage: Eukaryota; Dinophyceae; Syndiniales; Amoebophryaceae. The record is from the annotation of a GenBank genome assembly.